AUGAAACUGGGAAGCAAAGAAAUAAGGAUUAUAUCCUUGCUGCUGCUGGAUACAGUGUUUUUCGUGAUAGAGAUAACCACUGGGUACUUAUCCCACUCUCUGGCCCUAAUUGCAGACUCAUUCCAUAUGCUAAACGAUAUAAUUUCUCUUGUGGUUGCACUUUGGGCCGUAAAUGUUGCCAAAAACAGAAAUCCGGAUUCAACGUAUACUUAUGGUUGGAAAAGAGCUGAGAUUUUGGGUGCUUUAAUUAACGCCGUCUUUCUAAUCGCCUUAUGCGUCUCAAUUCUGAUUGAGGCACUACAGAGAAUUAUUGCUCCCCCUGUAAUUGAAAAUCCUAAGUUUGUCUUAUAUGUGGGCAUCGCAGGGUUGAUAUCGAACACCGUUGGACUUUUCUUAUUCCACGACAAUGAUCAAGAGCAUGGACAUGGACACGGACAUUCCCAUGGGGGCAUCUUUGCCGACGACGGGAUCCAUAUGCCAUCACCUCACACGCACACACAUGCUCAUGUUGACGAAACAGGGAACGCUACACCAAUGGAUAGUACUGAUAACAUUGAUGAGAUUAUGCCUAAUGCUGUAGUGAAUAGUUUCAUGAACGAAAACACUAGACUGCUGACACCGGAGAAUACGUCCAAGACGCCAUCAUACUCAACAUCUAGCCAUACUAUUGCCAGCGGCGGCAAUGAUACAGAAUACAAUAAGGGCAGGAGAUCUUUAAAUAUGCAUGGUGUGUUUCUUCACGUUUUGGGUGAUGCUCUUGGUAACAUUGGGGUUAUGUUGUCAGCAUUUUUCAUUUGGAAGACCGACUACUCUUGGAAGUAUUAUACAGAUCCGCUUGUCUCAUUGGUAAUCACAGGUAUAAUAUUUUCCUCUGCGCUUCCUCUAUCGUGCAAGGCUUCCAAAAUCUUGUUGCAAGCGACGCCUUCGGCUUUAUCCGGUGAUCAAGUUGAAAGAGAUCUUUUGCAGAUACCAGGAAUCAUAGCUAUUCAUGACUUCCAUAUUUGGAAUUUAACAGAGUCCAUUUUCAUUGCAUCUUUGCAUAUUCAACUAGAUAUCAGCCCGGACCAAUUUACUGAACUGGCCAAAACUGUUAGAUCAAAGCUUCACCGCUAUGGUAUUCACUCCGCUACUUUGCAGCCGGAGUUUAUUGACAGAGGGAUCACGUCGACCGAAAGAGCGGGAGGGUCCCAAGAUGCUCAUCCACAAAAUGAUUCCCUUUCGUUAAGACCGACGACAUGCGGUACUGGCGUUUCGGAAUCCACUUGUCUCAUCGACGAUGCUGCCAAUUGCAAUACCGCCGAUUGCUUAGAGGAUCAUUGA
This is a messenger RNA of Saccharomyces paradoxus, 1320 nucleotides long. It is a transcript of the gene COT1, whose product is annotated as metal cation transporter COT1. Gene Ontology annotation, molecular function: zinc ion transmembrane transporter activity. Gene Ontology annotation, biological process: intracellular zinc ion homeostasis; zinc ion transmembrane transport. NCBI's taxonomy places the organism in Eukaryota, Fungi, Ascomycota, Saccharomycetes, Saccharomycetales, Saccharomycetaceae. The record is from RefSeq and is a predicted model, not a curated record. Bases 1 to 1320 code for a protein of 439 amino acids. The transcript has a single exon. Gene Ontology annotation, cellular component: fungal-type vacuole membrane.